GCGCAGUCUGACAUCGCUGGGAGGAAAAUGUCUUGUUGGUUGAGGGAAGAGACUUUUGUGCUGGCAGAAGAUUACGUGGGAUUCUGCAGCGGGAUCCAACAGACGCCUCCCAGCGAGUCAGCACAGGCCAUGAGAUACCUGGCCAAAGAGAUGGAGCAGCAGCACAGAAGCAAAUUCAGAUCGCUCUCCCAGGAGUUCCUGGACACCUGCGGCUCCGAUCCCAGCCAGUGUCUGCACAGGGUCAUGAGGGAACUGGUGGGAGAUGGGAAACUGAACUGGGGAAGGGUGGUCUCCAUCUUUACUUUCGCUGGAGUGCUGGCCAGUGAGCUUCUCUCCAGGCGAGGGAAUUCGGAGUGCUCGCCGAAACUGGCCGAGACCGUAGCGGACUACCUGGGUGGGGAAAAGCGAGACUGGCUGCUGGAAAACGGAGGCUGGGAGGGUUUCUACAGGUUUUUCCACACCGCCAGAGAGUUAAAGCAAGAGUCCUCGAUGAAGACCGCACUGUUCGCAGCCGCAGGAGUGGGUUUAGCUGGUCUAACCUUUCUCUUGGUCCGCUGAACGCUUUUGCCCACAAGCACACACACCUGCCCUUACUUUCCUGUUCAUUUCUGUCCUAUCGACAAAGAAAAAAGGGCUCUUAAAGGGUAACAAAUCUUUAAGUUCUCAGUCAAAUUAUUACCAUUCUUUUAUUCUUUUCUCAUCAUCCAGACGUAUACAGCACACCGGUGAUUCAGUUUUAACAUGGCAUUAACAUGGGAAAGAACUCUUUGCAUAUCUAACAUGGUCCUUUUCGUUUCGUAAUUCCUUUCGUCAAUCCUUGUUCUGUGGUAAAUCUUGUUAGUUUAGAGAGCAAUUACUGUUUGUUUUGAGAGGAUGGAAUGAAACCACAGUUGGCGCAAGCGUUCACUUUGAAUCGCUGUGACACAUAAGAGAGUGCAUAAUAUAUUUUAUAAUUCAGUGCAAACUCAUCAGACCACUUUUUGCCCCGGACUGUGGUUUGCGUUUGAUAUUUACACUUUGGGAUGUCUCUCGGUUUCGUCCUAAAGUCAUUUGUUUUAAAGGUGCUAGCUUGUUGAGCUUCUUGCAUAAUUUGUGAUUAUUCUGCCCAAUUGUAAAUGACCAGUUUACGUUGUAAAUGUAUUUAUUUACCUUUUAAGAACAAAUUAUUAAUAUUUAGGCAAUUCCCAACAAUUGACAAAACAUUAUAUUUUUCCAUUGUUUUAUUUAUUAACCUCUUUCUUAAUAAAAACGAUGUUACUGUAAAGAUGAAGUCAAUCGAAUCUUCUUGCCUGUUUAUUUUGUGCGCUGUAUAUGCAGUGAGCUUGAGUGCAUGCAUUGGUAUCAUUUGGGACACAUUUUAUGGCGCUCCUCAGAAACAAACUACUGUGUUUUACAUCUAGUUACCUGAAUAUUAACUUGGCUGGCUGGCAGCCAAGCCUUUUAAAGGGAAGUUUAUCGCCUCCUUUGAGAGGUUUGUUAUUGCCACAAGAACGUUGCUUAAGGAUGUGCAAACCUACUUGCGCAUUUCUAUAGUACUCGAUGACCAUAAAGCUGAUUGUUGAUUUAGAGUCAUUAUUAAUUCGCUGACGUUUUCUCAAUUUGGACAUUUUUAUUUCCUGUUUAUUUUUUAAGUAAAAAAGGGAAUUCUCAGCAGUUCUGUGGAAGGUUUAAAUGUUUAAAGUCUGCUUUAUGGCUCAAUUUUCAGGGUUGCCAGAUCUCCUUAAGAAAAACCAUCCCAAUGGCAAAUCAAGUCUAGCCCUGAAGUGAAACUCAAAAUGUCUUUCCUAUACCUAAAAUAUUGUACAGUCACUAUUAUGCAAAACUUAAACAUUGUUCUUGAAAAUAACUUUGCAACCCUGCUCAAUUUGAAGUGCUUCUGAAUAAAUGAUAGUAACAAAUGUUAAAUUGCAUUGCGUUUUCAAAUGCAAAUUCAGUUUACACUACAGUGAAUCCUGUUGUCAGCUCUGGAAACACUUGGAUGGAGCACAGCUCUGCCUAAAGCCUUCAUAACUGAAUGACAGUCUGUAGUGUGUCUGUAUUUGCACAGCUUUUUAUUAUCUUGCGCUUUUAGUUUGCGUUGGUGGACUGAAUUUGUCAGUGCUUUGCAUUCGCUCUUCCGUUCUGGCCCUUAUCUGUAUUUCUUUCACGGAUAUAAUGCAGCAUCAUAUGUAUUUUCUCCAUUCACAGGCUGCUGGACUUUGUCCAAACAAUCAUGCAAAUGCUCAGCUGGGCUCCAACCCAAACUAGUCCAACAAAACGUUGAUGUUUUGUAUGAAUAUGUAAUAAUAUUGCAAUUUUUAAGAUGAUGAAUUUUUGCAGACAAAGCGG
This is a messenger RNA of Triplophysa rosa, 2328 nucleotides long. It is a transcript of the gene bcl2l10, whose product is annotated as BCL2 like 10. Gene Ontology annotation, biological process: intrinsic apoptotic signaling pathway in response to DNA damage; extrinsic apoptotic signaling pathway in absence of ligand; regulation of apoptotic process. Bases 28 to 558 code for a protein of 176 amino acids. The transcript has 3 exons. NCBI's taxonomy places the organism in Eukaryota, Metazoa, Chordata, Actinopteri, Cypriniformes, Nemacheilidae. Gene Ontology annotation, molecular function: protein heterodimerization activity; protein homodimerization activity. The record is from RefSeq and is a predicted model, not a curated record. Gene Ontology annotation, cellular component: mitochondrial outer membrane.